Messenger RNA from Liolophura sinensis, 942 nucleotides. RefSeq names its product PHD finger protein 24-like. The transcript has 6 exons. Gene Ontology annotation, molecular function: calcium ion binding. The record is from RefSeq and is a predicted model, not a curated record. Lineage: Eukaryota; Metazoa; Mollusca; Polyplacophora; Chitonida; Chitonidae. Bases 1 to 942 code for a protein of 313 amino acids.
AUGCGGUUACGGACGCCCCAGGGGUGCGCGGACGAGAGUAGUGUCACCUUAACUCGCUGCCUCACCAUCACGGACACUAGCGCCGCGUGGGAAGCCUUACGACGGGGACACGUAUCGGAGGUCAAGGAUUUGCCCAGAAAGACGGUGAUCUUCUCCAAUAUCCAACCGGAGGUGUUGGGAGAAACAGAGGGCGGCGUGGACUGUUGUAUCCCUCGCUACAGCGAUGUGGAGAUUGUUAACGACGAUCUGUGUAGUAUAUGUGGUGUGUACACAUACGAUGACCUGUACCCAUGUCGCGUGUGUACUCGGGUGUACCACAGCAGCUGUCUCCAAGUGUAUUUCCGGUGUGACGAAGAUGGGGCGUGUUUUCGACAAGUCGACAAGGCCAUCCGUUCGGUGACAGGCUGGAGUUGCUUCAAAUGUGACGACUUAGCUAGUUUACUGACAGAAGACGACAUGUUGACUUUGACACAAGCGUUCGACCAUUGUGACACCAAUCAAGAUUCCCGUGUAACAAUGGAGGAGUACGUAAAGUACAAGAGGAAGGCUUUCAGAGAGAAGACCGGAAGUAGUCUGUCGGUUACAGAAGAGGAAGACGAGAGGUACAAGUUUGCCUUGCUAGCUGGCGGAACAGGAGCUUCCGUCACGUGGUGGACCUUCCUUAACAACGAGGCUCUCAAAAUGCUGUCGAAAAGACCAAAGCAUGAACUCGUGAAACUACUGUCAGAGAAAGAAAUCCAGAGAGCUCGGGAAACGUUUCGGUUUCUGGAUCGAGAUGACAACGGUGCAAUUUCGUACCCCGAGGCCGCCGAGGCCUUCAACAUCUGGUACCGAAACUUCUAUCAAGACAGGACUGUGACGUGGGAGGACUACCUAAUGGAUCAGACUUUGUUGUUUCUGGCCGUCCGGCCAAAUCUUACAUGUGCGGUGAGUGGAGAUUGA